UAGCUUCGUGAAUACUCGAUAGUAUCGUGCGGAUAUCGAGGCUAGGUCACCUCUAGUUUUGUGAUUGUGUCAAAAAUACAGGGUUUGAUUGUUGCAUUUGCAAUUUAAUCCGAUAAAUAUAUAUUUGGCGUGGAGUUAUGCACGAGACGUCGUUGCCAGCGAUUAGAGAGCCGAGCGGCCACACGUUUGGCAUUCGUUAUUAAUUAAAUCAGUCGCCAACAGCUGAGCGAGAGAGCAAUAGAGAGCGACAGGAGAGGAUCCACCUCCAAUCGAAUCCGGGAAUCGAAAAUCGGAGCAGCGCAGUCGGCAGCGCAGUUAGCAGAGGCUUGGUAAUUAAAAGGAAAGACCGAACUGAACUGAACUGAACUAAACUGAAACGAAACGAAACGAAGUGACAAGAAACGAAAAGAACAGAACGAAAGUCGGCAGAGUCGGAAAGUCGGCAAGUCUGAUUGUCGGCAAAGGCCCAAAGUCGCAAAGUCGGAGAGUCGCAGUCUCAGUCGCAGUCGCCGAGACAGAGAUUCCACUCGUGUCGCACGUCCGUUCGUUUCCACAUUGUCGUUAUAAAAAUAGCAACGCCUUAAACGAUCGCAUCAACCUCAUCAACAGAACACCACCAGAAAUCACCGCCUCCUCCUCAGCCUCCUCCGCCGCUAUCGCCAUCGCCAUCGCUACCGCAUCCCAUCACCAUCAUCUUCAUUAGCAGGCAGCCCGACAGAAUUGCAACCUGCCGAUUCGGCAGCCGGCAAGAUUUCACUAGAUCUAAUGGCCAAGGACGAGGAGGAUGACCUGCUGCCCGACAAGGAUGCGGCCAAGGGCUUCUAUGCCAAAUACGAGCCUAAGGAGAUUCUGGGCAGGGGCAUCAGUUCGACCGUGAGGCGAUGCAUCGAAAAGGAGACGGGCAAGGAGUUCGCCGCCAAGAUCAUCGACCUGGGCGCCACCACAGAGGCGGGCGAAACGAAUCCAUAUCACAUGCUGGAGGCAACCAGACAAGAAAUCUCAAUACUGCGCCAGGUCAUGGGGCAUCCCUACAUAAUUGAUCUGCAGGAUGUGUUUGAGUCAGAUGCAUUUGUUUUCCUCGUGUUCGAGCUGUGUCCCAAAGGCGAGCUCUUUGACUAUCUGACCUCGGUGGUGACGCUCUCCGAAAAGAAGACGCGCACCAUUAUGCGACAGAUCUUCGAGGGCGUCGAGUACAUACACGCCAAGAACAUUGUCCAUCGGGAUCUGAAGCCCGAGAACAUCUUGCUGGACGAGAACCACAACGUAAAGAUCACGGACUUUGGCUUCGCCAGGCAGUUGCAAGAGGGCGAGAAACUUACAGAUUUGUGCGGAACGCCGGGAUAUUUGGCGCCCGAAACGCUCAAGUGCAACAUGUUCGAAGGUUCCCCCGGCUAUUCGCAGGAAGUGGACAUAUGGGCUUGUGGCGUGAUUAUGUUCACGCUGCUCGUCGGUUGUCCACCUUUCUGGCACCGCAAGCAGAUGGUCAUGCUGCGGAAUAUCAUGGAGGGCAAGUACAGCUUCACCUCGCCGGAGUGGGCUGAUAUUUCAGAGGAUCCCAAGGAUCUGAUACGCAAAUGUCUAGUCGUUGAUCCUGCGCAACGUAUCACCGUCAAGGAAGUAUUAAGACAUCCAUUCUUCAACCAAAUGGUGUUAAUGGGUGACCGCCGACAUCCGGCCCCGCCCAUCGCGGCAUAUACGGCCCACUCGAGCAGCAGGUACCUGCUCAAUAACGAGGCGUCAUCGUACCGCUUUGGGCAGCUGAACAGUGGCAGUGGCAGUGGCGCCGGCGCCUCCAAUUACCUGUACUGUGCGCCACAGAGCUCCUACUCGUCGAAUCGAAUGCGCGACGGGCCGCUGGACGAUGCAGCUGCCAGUGCAUCCGCCCCCUGCCAUGCCAUGUCAUCCACCGCCUCCACCUCCUACGCCAUCAGCACCAACGCCACCGCCACCACGAACUCGGCCCUGGCAUCCGCCUCCUCCCACAAAACCCUGACGGCGACGGUCUACUAUCAGCAGCAGCCGCAGCAGCAUCAGACGCAGCAGCAGCAGUACCAGCAGCAACCGACGACGCAACUGCCGCUGCAGUUGCAGUUGCACCACCCACAAUUGCAGCCCGGUGGCGAUGGCAAGCAAUCGGUGUAUGCACCUCCUACAGUGCAGCUGCGCAAACAGAGUCGCUUCAAUGCGCGCAAAAAGUUCCAAUUCGCCAUACUCGUGAUACGGGCCGUCAUCCGGAUACGGCGGCUGCGCUUCACCGCCGAGCCGCUGCACGUUGAGGAGGCCAUCCGGGAUCCAUACCGCGUCAAGGUUCUGCGCAAGGUCAUCGAUGGCUGUGCCUUCCGUGUCUACGGACAUUGGGUUAAGAAGGGCGAGGGCCAGAACCGGGCCGCCCUCUUCGAGAAUACUCCGCGCACCGAGCUCCACGCGCUCUACAUCAACAAUCUCAGCCGAUAGGAGGCGGUCGGUCGGGCGGCGGGGCGUGGUCGCUGAGCCACAUAGCACACACAACACACACAACACACACAAACCACACAGCAGCUUACAGAAGGAAUUAAGCGAACAGCAACCAAGAAACGAAUUAGCAAAAGUUACUAUUCAAAACAGGAAAUUGCAAAUGCAAUGGGAGAGACAUACCAAAAAAAGGAAAUAUCAAGGAUUCAAUCUAACCAUUCGGAUUCGCCUCGUUCUGGAAGGAGAGCCAACUAGAGAAGCACGCACUCGCAGGUGUACAUAUGCCUAGCAGCAUUACCUCUCUGCCUUCUUCGUCCUUGUGAUUUUGUUUAAUACUUUUUAAUUGAUUUUAUUAUGUUUUAUGCGCCGCCAUCUAGUGUAAUCAGUUAGUAGUGUAGCGUCGAAUCGGGCCAUGUAAUACCCAUGCCCAGUGGUGUACCAUAUAACCCGACGCCAGAACGAGUCGAAUCGGAUGCAGAUGAGUUGCAUGGGUCGAUCCACACCUUGUCUCACCUCCACCUUGUCCUCCAAACCCAACUAAGCCCUAAGCCCACACAAGCAAGCGUACAUGCAUAUGUAUUUUCUGUU
This is a messenger RNA of Drosophila erecta, 3039 nucleotides long. It is a transcript of the gene PhKgamma, whose product is annotated as phosphorylase b kinase gamma catalytic chain, skeletal muscle/heart isoform. The record is from RefSeq and is a predicted model, not a curated record. The transcript has 11 exons. Gene Ontology annotation, molecular function: calmodulin binding; phosphorylase kinase activity; ATP binding. Gene Ontology annotation, biological process: glycogen biosynthetic process; protein phosphorylation; mitotic DNA damage checkpoint signaling. Lineage: Eukaryota; Metazoa; Arthropoda; Insecta; Diptera; Drosophilidae. Bases 766 to 2454 code for a protein of 562 amino acids. Gene Ontology annotation, cellular component: cytoplasm; phosphorylase kinase complex; nucleus.